Molecule: messenger RNA, 3197 nt
Organism: Theobroma cacao (cacao)
Lineage: Eukaryota; Viridiplantae; Streptophyta; Magnoliopsida; Malvales; Malvaceae
Product: P-loop containing nucleoside triphosphate hydrolases superfamily protein
Biological process (GO): microtubule-based movement
Cellular component (GO): microtubule cytoskeleton
Molecular function (GO): ATP binding; microtubule binding; microtubule motor activity
Source: RefSeq, a predicted model, not a curated record
CCUCAUUUUCUUUUCCCACUUUUACCCCUCCGCUCCUCACGCUCGACGCUCCUCCCUCUGGAAACAAAAAAAAUUGAACUUUACAGUUCAUCUUUAGAUCUGGACCAACCAAAAAUCUAGAUUCUCAUUUUCUUACUGUAUGGUAUUACGCUUUGGGACACAAGGGACAACCUCAAAAAUUGCUUUCUCCUAUUAAUCAGGGUCCAAAGAGUUUUUCACUGUUCAAUCAUUGAAAAAUAGCUGAUACCCAUUUUUCCUUCUGGGGUUCUUCCAAAGCUUUCCUGGUUGUUGAAAAAUUUUGCUCUCCACCGCUGACUUCAACCUCCUCUUUUCUCUUUGGAUGAAAGUCCAUGCCUUGAUAAUUAUUACAAGCAUUGUUUUUCCCUCUUUUUGGGUCCUAUUUAAGAUAGUAAUAUACCAGCUUUAGCUGUAUACUUGUUAUCUUGAUCUUGGGUUUAUCAGAUUUUGUGCUUAGUGCCAACUCUGCAGCUACUUGGAAUGGGAAAAAGCUAGCUUUUUUGAGGCUGUUAUAGACAAGAAAUGCUGCUAUUUAUCAAAUUAUUCUUAUGCUAACUAAAUAUAGAUCUUACAGUUUUAGUAAUCUUUAGAGGGUUCAAGUUGUUUUAUUUCUUUUGAGGCAUUGAAAAUAAUCUGAAGCUGUUUCUUCUUAUAUUUUUUUUUUCUUUUUGUACUUUUACCUGCUUAAGAGGUUUGUUAAAUAGAAAAAGUAGUACCUUGAGUAUCUACUUUUUCUUUUAUGGUCAUUAUCAUUCAUUCCCUCUGCCAAUUCUCUCUUUUCCCAGAAAAUCUCUUUGGCUGUGGCUGUUGUUAAGGCAAAAAAAAAAAAAAGGGUGUUUCUUUUGUGACCAAAACUGCAGUUUUCUGCAAAAGGGUCUGCUGUGUUUCACUUUGAUUAUUUGGAAAAAUGUUAAUUUCCACUGAAACAGAACAGAUCCCAUUGCCUCAAAAUCAUGUUAAAGAGUCUUCGACACCAUCUCCAAUGGGAUCAAAUCCUGAUUCCCUUAAUGGGUUGUCCCCAGUUUCUGAUUUGCCUGAUUCUCUACCACUUUCUACCGUUUUUUGUGAUGUUAAUGUUGUCCCUGAGCAAGAAAAGAGCGAGCUUGAGCAGUCCAUAAAAAAUUUGGAAGGUGAAAUUGCUCAAUUGAGGUUAAAGCAAAGGUCGCUGGAUGAGAAAAGAAGAGAAACUUUGAAUAAGAUAGUAGACAUCAAAGGCACCAUUAGAGUAUUUUGUCGAGUUAGACCUUUCCUAUGGACUGACAGGAGAAGAAUUCAGGAACCUGUUUCGAGUGAAUUGGAUAGAGUUGUGGUUAGAUCAUCUGGAAGUAGGAAAGAGUUUGGAUUCGAUAAGGUGUUUCAUCAAGCAGCUAAUCAAGAAGAUAUUUUUGGUGAGGUUGAACCAAUCCUCAGAUCUGCACUUGACGGGCACAAUGUGUGCAUUUUUGCUUAUGGUCAAACUGGUACUGGCAAGACAUAUACAAUGGAUGGCACGGCAGUCCAGCCAGGAAUUGUUCCUCGAGCUUUAGAAGAGCUUUUUCAUCAAGUCUCUUUGGGCAACUCAUCUUCUUUUACAUUUUCAAUGAGCAUGUUGGAGGUUUACAUGGGUAAUCUGAAAGAUCUACUCGCUUCAAAGCCUGCAUCAAGAGCAAAUGAAACUGUAGCAAGAUGUAAUCUAAACAUUCAAACAGAUCCAAAGGGGUCAGUAGAAAUUGAGGGUCUGACGGAAGUUGAAAUACCAGAUCUUGCAAAAGCCAGAUGGUGGUACACAAAGGGGAGGCGGGUUCGAACUACCUCAUGGACUAAUGUGAAUGAGGCAUCUAGCAAGUCACACUGCUUAACAAGGAUCAUCAUUUCUCGACAUGGGGAUGCUCCGGAAGCUAGACCAAAAGUAAGCAAACUAUGGAUGGUUGAUCUUGGAGGGAGUGAGCGAUUACUGAAAACAGGAGCCACUGGACAAACCCUUGAUGAGGGAAGGGCUAUAAAUCUUUCCCUUUCUGCUUUAGGUGAUGUUAUUGCAGCUCUAAGAAGGAAGAGGGGCCAUGUGCCUUACAGAAAUAGCAAGUUAACUCAAAUCCUCAAAGAUUCCCUAGGUGAUGGUUCCAAGGUUUUGAUGCUUGUGCACAUAAGCCCGAGUCAAGAAGAUGUUGGGGAGACCAUCUGUUCUUUGAGCUUUGCAAAGAGGGCCAGAGCAGUGGAAUCUAGUAGAGAACUACCAGAGGACUUGAAGAAGCAAAAAGAAGAAAGGAUAUCAGAACUUGAAGAGAACACGAGAGAAGCAGAAGAAGAAUGUCAGAAGAUAACAUGUCAAAUAAAGAAGGCUGAGUUCCUAUUAAGUGAAAACAAAAAACUUUACUCAACUUCUUAUGAGAUUCCUGAUGAGAAUGAGGAAAAGAGUACUGAAAGCCCCAAAGAAGAUGUAAAAGAUCAUGUCAUUGAAACACCUAAGAUAACUCAGAAAGCAAUGAAACAAAGUACUCAUCGUCCUCUCCCUCGGUUCAUGACUUCUACUGUGGCUAGUCGAGAAAGGCAAAGUGCUGCUGAAAGAGAAAUUGUUAAAAGGGCAAGAAGUCUGAGAUCAGAAGCCAGAAGUUCAGUGCAAUUCUCAGGUUCUCAAUCCCUCAGUUUCUCAGACCCUCGUUUUAGAGCAUUUUUACGACACUCAAGGAAGAAUUCCAGAUUCAAAGACACGAAUGCACCAGCCACAGAGAGUCCAAGAUGCAAUGGCUCAGCCUUGAAGACAAUCUCCUUGCCAAGAAGCAAGAUGGUCACUUCAUCUGAUCUCAACUUAAGAGUUACACUUAGUCGCCACAGAAGAAGGAUGUCUGAUUUUGUCUAACAAUGAAAAAGAUGUAGCUAUCUUGUAUCCUUUUAUAGUACAUGUAAAAUGUGUGGGGUGUUUAAUUUUCAUUUUUGAUCAGUCUUUUCUUUUGCUUGUGUGUGGGGGGUUGUUUCCUGUUUAGAUAUGAAAAGAGUUUAUACAGGGAGCUGUGCCAUCAUAUAUUUUAUUAAGGGUGGUUGGCCGGCUUGUCUGGGAUCUGUAACUUAAUAUUUGUUUGCAGGAUCCCUGUAUUAAAAUGGUUUGUUUAGGUUUGAUAUGUACUGUUAACUAUCCAUUAACAUGAUUAUUGUAACCCAAAUGAUGUUUAUAUAUGAAAAAGCUAGCCUAGAUUCCUGCCUUA